AUGCCGCGAUUGUUUUGCAUCGUUGUCGGUACCGGGCGUCCUUUCUCCGUGACCAUCCCCGAGGACAAGUCCGUCGGCAUGCUCAAGGAUAAGAUUGCGAUCAAAGCGAUGUACCAAUUCCCAGCCGACAAGAUGGAUCUCUUCAUGGCGAAGGAUGGUACCGGGUUCUCCUGCAAAGCCGCAGCAGCAGUGACACUCGCCGACCUCCAAGACUAUGCCUCGCAAUUGUUCUGCGUCGUUGUCGGAGGUACAGGGUGUCCUUUCCCCGUGACAAUCGGCGAGGACGAGACCGUCGGUGUGCUCAAGGACAAGAUUGCGAUCAAAGCGAUGUACCAAUUCCCAGCCGACGAGAUGGAUCUCUUCAUGGCGAAGGAUGGUACCGGGUUCUCCUGCGAAACCGCAGCAGCAGUGACACUAGCCGACCUCCAAGACGUCCAACGCUUCAAGGCGAUGGGGCCAACGAUCUCGAUUAAGAAAGCGUUUGGAGGCACAUUCCCAUCAAACGAAGAAGAAGUCUACGUGUUCGCGGUCGCCCCCGAACAACCCGCCGCAAGCUCCGCGGCGUCGCUUGUCGAGAUCGCUGAGGGCGUAUGCAAGAAACACAAGAGAGACGAAGACGAGGGCUCCCUGUCGAUUUCAAAGCUGACGUUUCCGAAAAUCACAGAGUUGGGGUAUUCCAUGAAAGGGUGGAUGUUGCCGCCGGUGGACGGCGUCCCGCGGCAGAAUAUUCCAGACUUCGAAUGGAUGGACGGUGUGAAUGAGACCGACUCGAGGAACGUUCAAAGGUACAAGGACUGCGUUGCGUAUAUGCUGCGGGACUUUCCGCAACUCAUGAUCACAACCACGGUUCACCUCGGCCUCAGCACCCCGUGGGCGAAUCCCGACGCAGACUCACGGGGGCCCCCGACUUUGGUGAUGGUGAUCGAGCUGAAAAAACAUGACACGCUGUCGGUCGCCAAUAUCGCUCAGACGGCGAGAUACUUGCUGGCAGCGCAUACCCUCUUCGAUAAGCAAGCAUAUCGACCUACUCCCGUCGGCGUGUUGACGAAUCUGCAGGACGAAUGGCUUCUUUGCUGGGUAGACCGGAACGGCGAAGUUUGUAUGAUGACCAUGGACAGGGACCACCAGAAACUGACCCGCGAGACUGCGUGGCAGUACAUUCGAAAGCAUUGCGAAUACGUCAACUCGGUCCUCCGAGAAGAACUGGCGGCGGGGGGUACCCUCGUAGACGACCUACAAGCUCUGAAACUUUUCCCCGUGUUUGGGGAUACCAAUACCAUGGGGGGCCAGGUAAGGAAGUUUGCGCCCCUCGAGUAUGAAGACAACAUGGCCGAUGUGCUGGAAACCGAAGAAGAGGUCCUCCUCUAUCAGAUGUACAAGCGACUGCAACGCACGACGGCCUUUGAUAUGCCGUAUGCGGCCAUGUACUCAUAG
Aphanomyces astaci is the source of this 1434-nucleotide messenger RNA. RefSeq lists its product as hypothetical. The coding region runs from base 1 to 1434 and encodes 477 amino acids. NCBI's taxonomy places the organism in Eukaryota, Oomycota, Saprolegniomycetes, Saprolegniales, Verrucalvaceae. The record is from RefSeq and is a predicted model, not a curated record. The transcript has 3 exons.